Molecule: messenger RNA, 1121 nt
Organism: Saprolegnia diclina VS20
Lineage: Eukaryota; Oomycota; Saprolegniomycetes; Saprolegniales; Saprolegniaceae
Exons: 6
Coding region: 60-569 (169 amino acids)
Source: RefSeq, a predicted model, not a curated record
UUUAGAAACUAACUUCGCAUACGCAGCGCUAGUUUGCUCAGUUUCCAAUUUGAGUUGCAAUGCCCAGCCCGUCUUCGCCUCGUAGAAAGAACACGCGCGCUGCAUGGACCAAAGCACAGAUUGAAGCACUUGAAGUGGCCGUUACCAAGUACUCUGACAGCACUGGCCGCGGCAAGUGGAAGGCGAUUGCGGCCCAGGUACCCGGCCGGAACGACGCGCAGUGCCGACAGCGCUGGGAAGACUCCGCCAAACCUGGGCGUAAAGAAGGCCGAUGGAGCAACACCGAGGACGCAGCACUCGUGGAAGCCGUCGAAAAAACCAAACACGUCACAUGGCGCCGCUGGGCGAUAGUGGCCGAAGCCAUUCCGCUUCGCUCUGCCAAGCAGUGCGAAUACCGGUACAAGCACCACCUUGCGGCCAAGGUUGCACCUCUCUCGGCGCUAACUCGUCUCAACACCAUGGCAAACCAAGAUCAACGUACGACACCACAGCUCCCAAGGUAUACCUCACUCGAUAUCGAUAUUGUGAUGGAAGACAUGACAUUAGCGAUGACACAUCUUCCAUCAUAACACAAUGUACAGCACCUUUCGCCGCAAGCUAUCCGUGGACGACCCCUCUUGCCCGCCAUGCAGUACCCAAGCAGUGGGAUGCAAAUGAUGCCGUCCGUCGAGAGCAGCGACGCAAGAACCAAGCUGACGACUGAGAUCCGAACGUUGCAGUUGCUCUUGACAAAGUCGACGGUCGCCACGUGCGCGCACCAGGUGCUCGACCUUGCGAUUCAAUGUGUUGCGGCGCUUCCGGCCGAGAACAAUGCUGUUAUGAUGGGACUGCACGACCUGCGUGGCGCUCUUCUGCAUCAACCCACAGCGUGCAGUACAACAUCUUUGUUGCACAUGACUCCACAGCUCGACCCACGGAGUUACUGCAACGACCACAACAACUACGACCGUCAAGCGAGAAAUGCGAUGGCCAACAGCUCCACGGAUCCAGCACGACGACACAUGCUCUAAUGGCAGCAGCUGCAAACCACUUACGUGACCGCAGAGCGGUAUCGAAGACGACUCGAUCGAGUACAGACGAUAGAACUAGUCUAGACAUUUGCGCUUCCAUUUUAUCCAAUG